Meloidogyne enterolobii is the source of this 320-nucleotide messenger RNA. NCBI's taxonomy places the organism in Eukaryota, Metazoa, Nematoda, Chromadorea, Rhabditida, Meloidogynidae. The record is from the annotation of a GenBank genome assembly.
UUUUGACAAUGAAUAAUUGGCUGCAAAACAUAAAAGGACAAAUUACUGAAUUAGCAACAGAAGUUUUAAACGACGCAACAGAAGAAGGUCAAGUAUCAACAACUAGUGAACUACAAAUUGAAAAGAAAAAAUCAACAGAAUGUGAACGUUUAUAUUUGGUUGAAAAAUCAAAAUGUGAAGCUUUGGAGAAAAAAUUGGUGGAAAUGGAAGAACAACUUUAUAGUGUAAAUAUUGAAAAUGAUGCCGUUAAAGAAAAAUUUAUGGCCAUUGUUGCGGAUAGAGAUGAAAUGAUUAAAAAAUUGGAGGUUUUCUUUUAUUAA